This is a messenger RNA of Staurois parvus, 306 nucleotides long. Lineage: Eukaryota; Metazoa; Chordata; Amphibia; Anura; Ranidae. The record is from the annotation of a GenBank genome assembly.
AUGCAGACUGCUUCUACAAACAUUUGUGAAAGACUGUGCAAUAAGUCCAUCCGUGAAAUUUCCUUGCUACUAAAUAUUCCACAGUCAACUGUUAGUGAUAUUAUAACAAAGUGGAAGCAAUUGGGAACAACAGCAACACAGCCACAAAGUGGUAGACCAUGUAAAAUGCUGAAGCACAGAGUGCAUAGAAGUCACCAACUCUCAAUAGCUAAAGACCUCCAAACUUCAUGUGGCCUUCAGAUUAGUACAACAACAGUGUGUAGAGAGCUUCAUGGAAUAGGUUUCCUUGGCGGAGCAGCUGCAUCC